CUAGGAAAUACACAGGUACAAAAAGCAGUGUGUAGGUAAGUUAUUCUUAGUUCUCGUGCAUUCUGUGCGAUCACAGACGUGUAUAGGCGGACUGCAGUCUGUCGUCUGCCGAGACCAGUAAUACGUACAAUAAGUUCGUGGUGCGAUAUGUAAUUCAUGCAGGUGUCAAAAAAAAAACUAACCUGCAAAUAAAUGCCAAGAAAUGAGAGAAGUUACAAAUACUGUAUGAAAUGUGUUUUCAAGCGCUAUUUCCGACAAGUAUAUGCGUGCCUGUUUGGAUGUAGCCAGUACACGAUCGUCAGAACAAUUAAUGUCCCAAAGGGGGCGUGGCCCUGCGAGCGACCGCUGCCUAUACUUCAAGCUGAUCAGUGCACUCUAUGUGAUCCUCUUUGAUUUAAUGUCUGUUAAUACCAUCCCCUGAGACGUUAUGAAUAAAGACUUAAUUCCAAUAAAUAAUUACAGUAAACGUAUUAUUUGUAUAGUGCCUUAAUUUUACCAGCAUCAGCCAAACGCGCCAUAUAUACAAUAUAGAAAAUGAGGGACAACAAUUAUAACCAUGCACUGCCACCUGCAUAUGCGGAUUCUAGAAAUGAAAGAUGUCAUACAAUUCGUCAAAAUGAAAAUACGUUCUCGUUUCAGUUGCCACAGUUGAGUUCUUGAUGACUGACACACGUCGUCCUGCAAUCACUGCAGACUUCUAUCAGCAGCUAGACUUCUAUCAUCACUGUUACGUACGGAGUUUGCUUUGUGACGUACACUACGAUCGACCGACAACGUACAUUCUUCAGAUUUACCAUCAGUGAUAGGAAAGUUUUUGUCUUGAAAUAACGCGAGAAUUCAAUUUCUUAAAAUUCUACAGACAAUUCGUGCCAUUACGCAAUCUGGAUAUGUGACCGAAAUUCGACAAGCACAAACUUCGAUCUGUCCGUAGCGACAACAGGAAAAACAGAUUUGGUGACCCGGAUGUGACAUGGCAUCUCGUGACCUCGAUGUGUGUCACUUUCCAGAAGAGCGGCGCAGUGGCCAAGAGGACCGAUGCAGAUAAACAGCAGACAGUUCAAGUUUGCGCGUCAUUUGAGUGUAUGUGUCCGAGAGAGUAGAGGUAUAUUCGCGAACAUGUUGUGGUUAAAGGUCGCUGGCCUGGGAUGCUUGGCAGCCUUUCUACAUGUGUAUGUCGGUCUGGGGUUACUAUGGACACUCAGCGUUGUCUUCGCGACUCAUCUAGCGACGGGAGGAUGGAGGUUCGCUUUAGUUGUCGUGAAAACAUUGCCAAGGGAUUUCAGGGGUCUUCUUGCACUUAUAAAACUAAACCUCAAAGUUCAAAGCCAUCUUCACAAAAAGUCCACUAUUGCCAAGCUGUUCCAGGAACGGGUAAAAAAGCACCCAUCAAAACUUUGCUUCAUCUUUGAGGACCAGACAUGGACAUAUCAGCAGGUAGAAGAGCAUGCCAACAGAGUGGCAAACUACUUCCAUGAUGCUGGGUUCCGAAAAGGCGAUGUGGUUAGUGUUUUCAUGGAGAACUCUCCACAGACCAUCUUCUUCUGGAUGGGGCUGUCAAAGAUUGGAGUGGUGUCUGCACUUAUUAAUUUCAAUCUACGACUGGAAACCUUAGCCCAUAGCAUCAAUGCCGCUGAAUCCAAAGCUCUUAUCUUUGGAGGAGAAAUGUCAGAAGGUAAAGUUGACAUCCUCCAAAGGUUGCCUGUCAAUAUGUCUCUCUUCUGCAGCGGACAGAUGGUCUCCAAUGACCUGAUGCCCACCUUCCUGGACCCACAUUUAGCUCGUGCUUCCAUUCUCCCACCUCCUUCAGUGGAUUUAUCAUUUAAGGACAAGCUGUUUUAUAUCUACACAUCAGGAACAACAGGACUCCCAAAAGCUGCCAUUGUCACUCAUGCCAGGUUUUUCUACAUGUCCUAUGGUGUCAAUCAGUUGUUUCGCAUUUCAAGCCAAGACAUCAUCUACAACACCUUGCCACUUUACCAUACCGCAGGCGGCAUUCUUGGUGUGGGGCAGCUUCUACACAGCGGGGUGACGAUGGUUAUUCGCAGAAAAUUCUCAGCAAGUCAGUUCUGGUUGGACUGUGUCAAGUACAACUGCACAGUAGCACAGUACAUUGGUGAGAUCUGCCGCUACCUGCUGGUGCAGCCAUUCCGCCCAGAAGAGCAGCAACACCGAGUGAGGCUGAUGUUUGGAAACGGCGUCAAGCCACAAAUCUGGAGGCAGUUCCAAGAACGCUUUGGUGUCAGCCUUAUUGGGGAGUUUUAUGGUGCAACAGAAGGAAACUGUAGUGUUGUUAACUUUGAGAACAAAGUUGGGGCAGUGGGCUUCACCACUAGGAUUGCUCCAUUUUUAUAUCCAGUGACUCUGCUGAAAGUGGACCCAGCGAAUGGCGACAUUGUAAGGGACAAACAUGGGCUGUGUGUUCAUGCAAAACCCGGUGAGGUCGGAGAGAUGGCGGGGAAGAUUGUCACAGGCCGUCCUGCGCGCGAGUUUGAUGGCUACGUCCAAAAAAGUGCCACAGAUAGGAAGAUUAUACAUGAUGUGUUCAGGAAGGGAGACAGGGCUUUCCUAACAGGAGAUCUUCUUAUGAUGGAUGAACUUGGCUACUUGUACUUUCAUGAUCGCACCGGAGAUACUUUCCGGUGGCGAGGAGAGAAUGUGUCUACCAGUGAGGUGGAGGCAAUUAUCUCAAACCAUGCUGGACUCAAGGACGCAGUGGUCUAUGGUGUAGAGGUUCCAGGUUCUGAAGGCCGUGCUGGCAUGGCAGCCAUUGCAGAUGAAAAUUUCAACCUAGACCUAAAUGCUUUAACUAUUGCUAUGCAAAAGUCUCUUCCACAAUAUGCUCGCCCAGUCUUCCUUAGACUGAUGACAUCAGUGGACACAACUGGAACCUUCAAACUGAUGAAGACUGACCUGCGCAAGGAGGCUUUUGACCCCAAUAAAAUCCGCGACAGAUUAUACUACUUCAAUGCUGUGGCAGGACGGUACCAACCUCUCACUCCAUCCAUCUAUGCUGGCAUCUGCAAUGGAACUGUACGAAUAUAGCCUGUGAUUUGCUUUUUUGUGUGUGUGUGUGUGAUGUGGCUGAAAAGAAGUGUGGUAAUGCCGCAGAAAGCAUUUUUUUGUUUAAUCAGUCUCUAACCUGGAUGCUUUUGUCAUAUAUAGGCAGUGAGAGAGUGUAAAUGCUUGUGUGGGUAUGAACACACGAGCUACUACGUUUUUCUUGUUUAUUGUAGACAUUGCAGAUUUUUGUAAGUGGCAGCUACUGUUUUGCUUUUGCUGUAUCCCAUACUGUCUCCCCUUGUUUUAAUUUAUCCAUGCUAGAGCAUUCUUAUUUUCGCCAUUAUUUGUUCUGGUGCAAAGGCCAUGACAGCCAUUUGUGUAGUCUAUAACUUCUCAUCACUGUUUUGAACAAAGUGAUAGUUGACUGAGGCUCAAGAAGGUUAAUUUUUUAAAAGAAAAAAAAUCUUUAAACAUCUGAAGAAGUGUCAAAUAAAAAUUACCAACACUUCAAAACAUAAUCUACUUUUGUAAUUCUUACAGCAUUAAAUUUACUUCAUAUGAAUUUUUUUGGUAUAGAAUGUUUUAGUUUAUUGUUCAGUUAGUUUACUGUUCAGAGCAUUAUGCUAAAUGUUUUGCUAUAGCACCUUGAACAUCUUUUUUUUUUUUUACUUAAAAAUUUUUACUUAUGCCAUUUAAGUGUGAUGUAUAGCCAGACAUUUUAAGAAAUGAAUGGCUGCUUUUUGUUGUAAAUCAUGAAAACAAGAAAAAUGCCAUUGUUCAAUCUCAUGUGCAAGUGAAAAAUCAGCUGAGCUCCUCACUCAGGUUGUGCUGAUUUAUUUUUGGGUGGGUGGGUGACGGGUAAAGAGAAUGCUGCCUUUUUUUUUUUUUCAAAAAAGAGGGAUCCAUUUCUAGAUCUGUGGUUUCAAUGAAUGUCUGCAGUCUGUGUUAUGGGUAUAUUUGAGAACUGGAAAUGUUGUUGUGAGUGGUUUUGUACAUAUUUUCUCUUUUCAGAUGAGGUUAAAAUAACGAAAUAGAUGAAUCUAUGUUUGACAUUCCUUCAUUUCCUCACAAUUUUUCCAGACAAAACGUGGCAUGGUUAAGAGAAAAAGUGUAAGUCUGUAGUUCUCAUGCCAGGAGCAGUCCCCAGGCAAAGGCUGACCCCUAGACAUUUGUUAGCUAAACUUUUAAACCUCCCAGCCAGCUGUGGACCAGAUGUCUCCUCAUUUUGGGGGAGUUACUAUGUGAUAAAGGUCGACAGAAAUAACAAUAAAUGUUUAAAUAGCUUUGGAGGUUAGACAAGUAACUGUGGAGUAACUGUGUAACUAUAUCUUGGAGGCAGCUGUAGACCAGACGGUUUUACUUUGGAUUUAGCUGUGGAUGGAAGCAAAGCUGAUCCAUAGGCCUUUGAGUCUGGCAGACAAACUAAAGUUAAAAGCUUCAGUUCAUAGUUCCAGUUCCAGACUGGCCAUUACCAGUGCCAAGGGAUUUCAACUGUGCCAGGACACCUUCAGUUUAUGCACUGCAUGCGCUUCAUGGUCCAGCUUACACCACAAGGCUAGGUUUGUAAGAUCAUGGCCAAAUAAUUCAUUUUUCUACAUGCAUUUGCUUCUCUAAAUUGACUUAAAAUAAGGACAUAGAUGCAUAAUUACGGAAGGUUAAUCUGGGGUAGCAUAAAUAAAAAUUAGCAGAAAUUUGUUCCAUAGUUGUAUAUUACUUAUCUGUGUCUUCCAUUCUAUAAAGCUCUAUUGUCCAUAAGUCCUGAUCAUGACGAAGCAAGCACAUGCUCACACACAAACAACUGGUAACACAGGCCUCCAAAUCCAGAUAGAUUCAAAAUCUGUUCAUACUGUUCAUGUUUACCCCCAUAAUGUUCCAUCACAAAAUAGCAUAUUUAGCAAAAAUUCAGUUCUGUUUGAUGUGAAGACUCUUGCAGUCUGUAAGUUCUGAAUAUAUAUAUAAAAAAAACCUGUAAAAUCAUCAGGUUCCUUUUUUUGUCUAGCUGUACUGGAAUUCUUAAGAUUCAAACUGUAAAAACUGAAUGUAAGUCUACCUGAUGCAAAAUUUGUUUUGUUUUGUUUUUUAAGUUUGAUACCAUUUGAAAAGAUUGUUAUUGUAUAAUUAUCAAUUAUUAGAGAAAUACACUUAAAACUUGUUUUGGGGAUGCAUCCUUCACGCAAAUCUGAAUUUGCAGGAUACAUAUAUAUAUUUAUCAUCUGCAUCAAAGAAAGUUUGUGCUAAAAAUGAAAAAUUUGUUGUUAACCAUAGAUUAAGGCUCUACUCUAUAAACUUUAUACCUUACUGUAAAUUUGAACU
Molecule: messenger RNA, 5313 nt
Organism: Pomacea canaliculata
Lineage: Eukaryota; Metazoa; Mollusca; Gastropoda; Architaenioglossa; Ampullariidae
Product: long-chain fatty acid transport protein 1-like
Exons: 12
Coding region: 1036-3042 (668 amino acids)
Molecular function (GO): long-chain fatty acid transmembrane transporter activity; long-chain fatty acid-CoA ligase activity
Source: RefSeq, a predicted model, not a curated record